AUGUCAUAUGUGAUGUUCCCUUUCCGUACCCUCAAACUCUUGAUGAACCGGGUUGGGUCGUUUGGCGGGCCUCUGUACGGCGCAAAAGCAUACCGAUUUUCAAUUUCCUGGUCGCGAAUCAUUCCUCUUGGAGGAAGAAAUGAUUCAAUCAGCGAAUCAGGCAUCACAUUCUAUAACAAACUCAUUGAUUCCCUACUUGCUAGGGGAAUCACGCCAUGGGUCACUAUAUAUCAUUGGGACCUUCCUCAGGGCAUUCAUGAUCGAUACGGAGGUUGGUUAGAUGUGGAGGAGUCACAGCUUGACUUUGAGCGCUAUGCACAAAUUUGCUAUGAGAGAUUUGGAGACCGAGUCAAGAAUUGGAUCACACUGAAUGAGCCAUGGAUUGUUUCUAUCUUUGGAUACGCAACUGGUGGAAAUGCGCCCGGACAAAGCAGUAUAAAUCCACAGUUCACGGAGGGCGAUACAACUCCGGAGCCAUGGGUUGUCGGGAAAGCCUUGAUUAUGGGCCACGCUCGCGCUGUCGCUUUGUAUAAUCGGAGCUUCCGAGCUUCUCAACGAGGCAAGAUUGGGAUCUCUCUAAAUGGAGAUUACUACGAACCUUGGGAUAGUCAGGACGAGCGCGAUCAGCAGGCUGUUGAGCGCCGAAUGCAGUUCCAUAUUGGAUGGUUUUCGAACCCAGUUUGUCUAGCACAAGACCACCCCAAAUGCAUGAGAGAGCAACUCGGCGAGAGACUCCCUAGCUUCAGUGAGUCAGACCUUGCUCUGCUCAGGGAGGCCGACAUGGACUUCUACGGAAUGAACUAUUACACCUCUCAAUUUGUGCGGCAUCGUGACACGCCUGCGCUUGAAGCCGACUUCAUGAGGAAUGUGGAUGAACUACAAGAAAAUAAGCAAGGCGUACCAGUCGGAGAGAAAAGUGGUGUGCAUUGGCUCAGAUCAACCCCGGAUCUUUUCAGGAAGCACUUGACACGGGUAUAUCGUACAUAUGGCAAGCCCAUAUAUGUCACAGAGAAUGGAGAUCAUCUCGAUGCAGCAGUCGGAAGGGCACGCACAGAGGACGGCUCGGAUAUUAAAGAAUAUUUUGCGUGGUCAUUGAUGGACAACUUAGAAUGGUCUGAUGGAUACGGGGUUCGCUUCGGUGUUACCUCCACUGAUUAUAACACCAUGGAAAGAACCCCAAAGCAAUCUGCAUCGCUGCUGAAAGGAAUGUUCGACGAACGCAUGGGUGGCGACGCUUCUAAAUCCCAAUAG
Penicillium vulpinum is the source of this 1251-nucleotide messenger RNA. RefSeq names its product glycoside hydrolase family 1 protein. NCBI's taxonomy places the organism in Eukaryota, Fungi, Ascomycota, Eurotiomycetes, Eurotiales, Aspergillaceae. Gene Ontology annotation, biological process: carbohydrate metabolic process. The record is from RefSeq and is a predicted model, not a curated record. The transcript has 6 exons. Bases 1 to 1251 code for a protein of 416 amino acids. Gene Ontology annotation, molecular function: beta-glucosidase activity.